Molecule: messenger RNA, 4082 nt
Organism: Pogona vitticeps (central bearded dragon)
Lineage: Eukaryota; Metazoa; Chordata; Lepidosauria; Squamata; Agamidae
Source: RefSeq, a predicted model, not a curated record
AUGGCCCACUCGGUGCUGACGGACCAGGAGAUCGAGGAGUUCUUGAAGGGCUUCUUGGGAGAAACGGAGGAGGAAGAGGCCGAGAAGGAAGAGACGGAGACGGCGCCGGUUUUGGGCGAAGAGCUCCCGGGCAGCCAGGGAAGGCUGGGCUCGGCGGAGAGGACCGCAGCCCCCGCGGAAGUCGAGGAAGAGUCCCCCGGAGAGGUGGAGCCGCCUACGCUGGACUACAAUGAGCAGAUUGAACGCGAGGACUAUGAGGAUUUCGAGUACAUCCGACGCCAACACAGACCCAGCAAGCCACCCAAGAGAAGGAAACCUGAGAAACCCAGGCUGGAGGUGGAGGAGAAGCCAGAGAAAUCAGAUCCGCCACCUACUCCACCUCUUGAGAGUCAUUACGAAGAAGAGCUAGAGCUGCCAGAUUAUGGAGACGUGGACUAUUCUCUGCCCAAAAUCUACACCAGCAAAAAAGAUGAUGAUGAAGAUGAGAUGGAAACAGAUGAAGAGAAACUAAGGCUAAGUGAGGAGAGAGCAAAGAAGCCCAAGAAAGGGAAGGGCAGCAGCAAGGAAGAGGAAGAAGGUGAGACAGAUGAGGACACGUGGACAGAGGAGAAAAGCAAAGAGAGGAAAGAAGAUGAAGAUGAAUGGACGCCGGAGGAGAAAAUAAAGUGUCCUCCCAUCGGAAUGGAGUCCCAUCGGAUUGAAGAUGAUCAGAUCUUAGCUUCUUCCAUGCUGCGGCAUGGCUUGGGAGCCCAGCGUGGACGUCUGAACAUGCAGGCAGGGGCCAACGAAGAUGAUUACUUUGAUGGUGCUUGGUGUGCAGAAGAUGACAGCCGCAUCCAGUGGAUCCAAGUGGACACCAGGAGAACCACCAAGUUCACUGGAGUGAUCAUCCAGGGUCGUGAUUCAUUAAUCCAUGAUGACUUUGUCACUACUUUCCAUGUGGGCUUCAGUAACGAUAGCCAGAACUGGGUCAUGUACAGCAAUGGUUAUGAGGAAAUGCUUUUUUAUGGAAACGUUGACAAGGACACCCCUGUGAUGACGGAGUUCCCCGAGCCGAAGGUGGCCCGCUUCAUUCGUGUUUACCCACUCACCUGGAACGGUAGUCUUUGCAUGAGGCUGGAAGUGCUGGGCUGCCCCCUCGCGAGCAUCCACAGCUAUUACAGCAUGCAAAAUGAAGUGAUGACAUCAGUGGACAACCUGGACUUCCGCCAUCACAACUACAAGGAUAUGAGACAGCUUAUGAAAGUAGUGAAUGAGGAGUGCCCUACCAUCACUCGCAUCUACAACAUUGGCAAGAGUUCCCGAGGGCUUAAAAUUUAUGCCAUGGAGAUUACUGAUAAUCCAGGAGAGCAUGAACUAGGAGAACCAGAGUUCCGCUAUACAGCAGGAAUCCAUGGCAAUGAAGUAUUGGGGCGUGAGCUGGUGCUAAUGCUGAUGCAGUUUCUGUGCAAAGAGUACAAGGACGGGAAUCCACGGGUGCGGAACUUGGUGACCGAGACUCGCAUUCAUCUUGUCCCCUCACUCAAUCCCGAUGGCUACGAGAUAGCCAGCCAAACGGGCUCUGAGCUGGGGAACUGGGCCCUCGGACACUGGAGCGAGGAGGGAUAUGAUAUCUUUGAGAACUUCCCUGACCUGAACAGCGUCCUCUGGGCUGCAGAAGAGAGGAAAUGGGUACCGCACAAAGUCCCCAACCACCACAUCCCCAUCCCGGAACACUACCUUGCAGAGGAUGCUGCGAUUGCAGUGGAAGUGAAAGCCAUCAUGGCCUGGAUGGAAAAGAUCCCGUUUGUCCUUGGUGCUAACUUCCAGGGAGGGGAGAAAUUUGUCUCCUACCCCUUUGACAUGUCUCGUCCUGUCAGUGAGAAUGAAGUUGCUCCUCCGUCACCACUGGAUGACUAUGAAGAAGAGAACCCAGAAAUUAAAGAGACUCCAGACCAUGCCAUUUUCCGCUGGCUGGCCAUUUCUUAUGCCUCAGCCCACCUAACAAUGGCUGAGACUUUUCGAGGUGGUUGCCAUUAUCAGGAUCUUACCAACGGAAUGGGAAUUGUCAAUGGUGCCAAGUGGCACUCACGUGCAGGCAGCAUGAACGAUUUCAGUUACCUUCACACCAACUGCUUGGAACUCUCUAUCUAUCCCGGGUGUGACAAGUUUCCCCACGAAAGUGAAUUGCCGAAGGAGUGGGAAAAUAACAAGGAAUCCUUAUUAACCUUCAUGGAGCAGAUUCAUCGUGGCAUUAAAGGUGUGGUAACAGAUCAACAAGGAGAGGCCGUUGCCAAUGCUUCCAUCUCUGUGGUGGGGAUCAAGCACGAUGUGCUAACAGCAAGCGGCGGGGACUACUGGCGUAUCCUGAACCCUGGGGAAUACAGAGUCAUAGCCAAAGCCGAGGGCUACAAUCCCAGCGUCAAAACAUGCAGUGUCUUCUAUGACAUUGGCGCUACCCAGUGCAACUUCGUUCUGUCGCGGUCCAACUGGAAGCGCAUCCGAGAGAUUAUGGCCAUGAAUGGCCGCAGGCCUCUCGGCAGGCCCUUGAAUGGGCGGCCCUUGAACCCGAGGGAGCUGAGGCGCUGGAACAUGUGGAUGCGCCAGAGAGCUCGCCGGCGCCAGGAGAUGAACAAGCAGUUGCGGCAAACCACCACGAGGGCAGCCACCACUCCUCCCUCGACCACGCCGCUUCCGUUUUUGUUCAGCAGCACCACACUCCGGCCGUGGAGUCAAGAGCCGCCAACCGCAGAACCAGCCAGCACCUGGCAGACGGAGAUCGAGGCAGAAACGGUGACUGGAUGGGAGACAAUCACCGACGCAGUCACAGAGGCCAAGACUGGGGAGGAGAUAACAGCCACUGCUUUCCCCAUGACCACAGCAGAGACGUACACAGUGAACUUUGGCGAUUAGGAACAGCCAUCCCGUUUGCCAUGACUGUGGGCCAGCAAUACUUGCGAGACAUUCCCCCAAAGCUUGUCCUGCUUUCUCCAUCCAGGACGUGUGGCCAUAUUCAUUAAUCAUAGUACAGUAGGAGGCACGGUUACCUGUUUUUAGAACUCAUGGCCACAGAAUUCACUGCUCACCUUCAAGAACUAUAGCUAUUACCCCACCUUGUUCCCCCACAUACAUCUCAAAUAUAAUAGCUCAUAUUUUUCUUUUAUCCAGGUUUAUUGCUCCAAUCAUACACCAGCCAAAUGGGAAGCUGAGGUGAGCAGGCUGAGCUUGGUUCGGGAACAGGAAAUAUGCCAAGAACAUAGUCCUCCCCCCGCCAUGACUAACUGCAUGCAGCUCUGUGAUGUUGUUUUUUCCUCCACCCUGUUUCACGGCCAUUAUCAGAGUCUUUACUGUACUGCACAGGAUUUUGAGAACAGAAGACGCAAAGGUGGCCAAUAUCCAAGGAUCUAGAAUUCUCUUAAAAUUCACUGGCAUAAUCAAGGAAUUGUGCAGAUUUAUACCCUAAACCACAAUCCAAUUUAUGGUUACAUAUAUUUGGUCCUUUUAAACAAACAGUAUAUUAAACACACAAUACUACUGAAGUACAUACAGCCUUUCUGUGUUUACUUUUUAAAAGUUUAUGCAGAAUUUGGAGAUUUUUGUGUCACUUUUGUAGGGAGCAGGAACAUUAUGCAAAGCUUCCACUGAGGUGUAUCAAUCAAGGUCCAUGGACCAAAAAAACCAAAUUUGGUGGAAAGAACGCAGGAGAGGAGCCUAUAGCAUCUAUCUAUGAGGUGGCAGCCAAGCUCAAGUGUCAAAAAUGUUUCUCACAAGUUAACGUCAUAUUUUUUCCAGUCUUCCUAGUCAUGGGGAGUAGAAGUCUAAUAGCUUUCACAGUGAUGUCCGGUAUUCCAUGAAGACCACAACAUUUUCAUUAAGGGAACACUUUAUUCUUGUCUGCACUAUUACAGCUAGUUUUUCGACCUACUGCAGUGGUUCUGCCACCAGGAAACUGCCUCUUGCAGGAGACAAGAGAGGGAAAACGAAACUUUGCCAGGAUGAGCCCUGCAGGGGCUCCGGAGGAUGGUUAAAGUGCAGCUUUGAGCCCGUUUGGCUUUCCAAGUGUACCUGUUAUUUGAAUAAAAUGAGUCACAUGUUUAAAAAAU